Messenger RNA from Cylindrotheca closterium, 1443 nucleotides. Lineage: Eukaryota; Bacillariophyta; Bacillariophyceae; Bacillariales; Bacillariaceae. The record is from the annotation of a GenBank genome assembly.
AUGAUCACCAAGAACAACGAACACAACACCCACAAGACGUCCAAGAUGAAUCAGCAAGAUUUGAGACGACUCGAGCAGGAAUCAGCUUAUGCCACGGCUUUGCUUCGCAGUUUGCAAUUCAGUGGGGUCAAGUUUCUUCGAUAUUUCACUGUUGACCUAUACAACAACGUUCGUUGCAAGGUCAAACCUGUCGAUCAACUCCUCGUACAAUCGAACAUUUCUCUGGACCAUCAAUUGUCCGUCGCCGAAAUAUGCUAUGGUGGCCUUCCCUAUUCCGCGGAUGCCAUGACUCCAGGAACUGGCUUGGAUGCCCGCAACGUCCUGAAUAUUCAACCAGAUUUGAGCAGUUUUCGAAACCUUCCGUAUGCUCCAAAGUCAGCAUUGAUCAUGGGCAAUCUAAUGAAUCAAUACACAGGCGAGCCAAGUCCACUUUGUACGAGGAGUCUCCUGCAACGUGUGGUUCAAGACGCCAAGCAUACCCAUAACAUUGGAUUUGCGGUUGGCGUGGAGUUGGAAUUCUGUCUAAUGUCAAGCUUGACUGACUUUGCUGAUCGAUCUACCUUUGCCAAUACAAUAUCCCUGAACGAACAAGAAGACUUUUUGGUAGACUUGUACGAUCAGCUGAAGCAACAAUACAUUGAGAUCGAAACCAUUCACUCCGAAUCGGGACCUGGUCAACUGGAAGUUGUCUUGAAAUAUUCCAAAGAUCCCGUCCAGUUGGCCGAUAGUGUAAUACUAGCCCAGGAAACCAUUCGCGCCAUGGCCAAGAAAUAUGCCUUUCGGGCAAUCUUCCUUCCCAAGUACGACAUGAUGCAAGCGGGCAAUGGAAUGCACGUGCACAUGUCCAUUUUCGAUUCCACCACUGGAGCACCAAUAUUGUCCAAUGAUGGUGGGGCUGGCCUUUCCGCCAAGGGAGCUUCCUUUGUCGAAGGCCUCUUGCAGCAUCUGCCUGCAAUAAUGGGAUUGACCAUGCCAACAGUCAAUUCCUUUCGUCGGGUUGGACCUGGAUGCUGGACAGGGAGUCAAUUGGGUUGGGCCUUGGAAGACAAGGAAUCUGGCGUCCGGGUGUGCUCCGAUUUGGCAACACAAGAAUGGAACCAUGUCGAAGUUAAGUUUGUAGAUGCCUCCUGUAAUAUUUAUCUGGCAUUGGCUGGUCUCUUGUCCUCUGGACUGGACGGGGUUGCGCAAGAGUGGACCUUGCGCCCCUCGUUGGAUGAAAAAACGAAUGCGGAUGAUAAUUCCAGUUGUAUUCCACCACGUCCAUUGCCAGAGAAUGUCAUGGAAGCUCUACAAACACUCGAAAAGGAUGACCACUUGAUGAAACUCAUGAGUCCCACCAUGAGUCAAGCCUAUCUUGUUGUCCGCAAGCAUGAUGCAGAAGCAAGCAUUUCGAACGGAACCAGCUUGCAAGACGAAGUCCAGGCAGCAUACCAUCGAUCGUAG